Messenger RNA from Pimephales promelas (fathead minnow), 2154 nucleotides. It is a transcript of the gene armh4, whose product is annotated as armadillo like helical domain containing 4. Lineage: Eukaryota; Metazoa; Chordata; Actinopteri; Cypriniformes; Leuciscidae. The record is from RefSeq and is a predicted model, not a curated record.
GCUGUAGUCGACUGCGCAGACGCAGACGAGAUUCAGUCUGAGGAAACUUCAGUGUGGCAUGAGCUGGCGCAGACAGAGGAAUAACAGCAACGAGCGCUUAUAAUGCCUCUUAAGAGCGGGAACGGGUGACUGAAACACUGCGCGUGCACUGGACAUGAGCCUGAUCCGCGUUCACACACAGCAGGAAGUGUGCUCGAGUGUUUCGGACCGGCUCACGUUUAACUUCGGCUCCGGACCGCGCGUGCUCGAGUGACGGAUCCGCUAUGUUGAGUUUACGCGGUCUCCUGUUGGCCGCGGUGUGUCUGUCUGCCGUCGCGCGGGAGGCGCUCGAGGAGUCGAUGGAUGCAGGAGGAGGAGAUGAGAACGGCACCAGGACUCACUCGCCCGACUCAUUCUCCAACUCAUCCUUGUUGAGCAUCAGCUCAGGAGACCCCGAGGCGGCUCCGAGAGUUACGCACGGGGAACCUGACAGGAACGAGCGAGCGAGCGACUCAACGGACUCUCUCCCGUGUUCUGAGACCACGUGUUCUCCGAGGGCCGACACACUCCAGACUUCGGACUCGCUGACCGGCGUUCCCAUCGGAGACUCAUCUGGCCCGAAACUGCUGGACGCGACCGAUACGUGGACGGAACCGGUGCAUCUGCGGGCAGAAGCAGUGAGCGUGCUGGAGCUGGGCACCGAGGCCACCAUGCCGUCCGAAGACCUGCCUCUGAUCUUCGAGGACGUCGCAUCGCCAUCCGUAGUGUCCGUCACCGUGGCGUCGGCUGCCGUGACGACGGGAGACACUGAGCGAAUGGUGUCCAUGGAUACGGUGCACUCUUCCUCUGAUGUCCUUCUCUCAGGAACUCUGGACUGGCAGACGUCUGGAGCGAGAGCCUCCGUCACAGAACCUGAUCCGUCACUGGAGCGAAAUGAUGACAUCACACAGAGCUCAGUUACCCAUCAGACUCUGGCGGUCGUUCACGAAGAUCUGGAGUCUAAAGAGGAGCCUGAUGAAGAUGAGGAGGAGUCUGAGGAGGAGAGUGAGGAGGACCUGAUGGAGAGCACCCUGGCUCCACACACGCGGCCGCCCUACAGCCUGAUCCCCCCUCCCCCCAUCUGGGUGCAGCGGAACCAGGGCCUCGUGCGGAGCUGGGUCGAGCUGAUCCGAGAGAAGGCUGGUUACGUGUCGGGGAUGUUGGCGCCGGUUGGCAUCGGGAUAGCUGGCGCUCUUCUGCUGGUCGGUGCCCUUUACAGCAUCAGACUGAUCCACCGCAAGAGGAGAGACAGCUUCAAACACCAGAGGAGGAAGCCGCCCAGAGAAGUGCGUAGCGGCCCGGACAACGCCAUGCUACUGGCCGACAGCUCAGAGGACGAGUUCUGACCCGCCGGGGGCAUCUGUGCUUCAGUCCUGCAUUUCACACAGUUUCUUCACUAGCAUCGACGCUCUUUUGAGAAGACGUGUGUAUGAGGAAGAUUUGAACUGCUCAGUAUUUAAUGAAUAGUUUAAGAAUUGUCUACCGUAUGUGUUCAUUUAAGCAGAAACGCGUGGAAUUUAUAUCGGAUAUUAUUGAACACCUUGAAUCAUGAAUAAGCCAGUGUUGUGAUAUAAUAGUGCUUUCAUCCAAACUCAAGACUUCUGCAAGCUGUAUAUAUCAACUAAAAUACAUCACCAGGCUUAUUAUAGUUUCAUUUAGAAAAUAUUAAAUGAUUGCAUAUUAAAAUUGAAUCGUGAAAGAUCUGCUCUUGUUUAAACUUGCGCUCAUGUGCUUCAGUUCUUAAUGAAAUCAGCAUUUAAACACAUUAUAACACUUCUGUAUUUUAUAUGAAUGUAAAAUGGACCUCAAUGGUGUUAUUGGUUAUUUCUGGCUUAUAUUCGCAUUCGCAGCGCAUCAUGACAGGUGAUUCUGUACAGUUGUUUUCACUGUAAAUAUGAUUAUGAUGCCAAAUGUUGUUUUAAUGACAAUCAAAUCUAUAUGAGCUCAUGUACAGUCGUCCAGGUCAUGAAUCGUGCGUUCACUGCUCGUUACGGGAGUUCUUAAUUACUUCUUAAAAAUAUUUUUUGUCAAAGUUGUGAAUUAUCUUUACAGUAAAAGGGUGUUCAGUGUCUUAGACAUGUACAUGAGGAAUUCAUCACUGUAAACAUGACAAAAAUAAAGUAUUAAAUCAUUUAA